This is a messenger RNA of Amoebophrya sp. A120, 1459 nucleotides long. Lineage: Eukaryota; Dinophyceae; Syndiniales; Amoebophryaceae. The record is from the annotation of a GenBank genome assembly.
AAGCUAUCGGAUCAGAACGGUUAAGCACAACAUCAAGUGAUCUUGUCUCAACAAAUUGACAAUCACGAAGACCCUUGUAGUUGCACAUGUGAAUCCUCCGAUCCCUCUUUUGAAAUUUUGAUUUUUUCCAUUUCUUGUUCAUUGCAUGCGCCGAUAAUACUUAACUUUUUGACCGCGGGGUUGCCAAUCAUUGCACCAUCUCGAUCUCCUAAUUUCCUACAGCGGUGUUUUAGAUUCUACAAGAGCAUGAUCUUCUCGUGUCCUUGUUUUUUCUAGAAUUUGGAUUUGCGUCAAUUGUCUCACUGUAGGAUCGUCUCCAUUGACUUUGAUUGUUCGACUAAACUACCCGUGUCACACCAAAACCGAGCCGAAAAUGGACGCUGUGGCCGAACAGAACGCCCGCGACAACCCGACGACGGGUCCGUACGACUUACUGCAAAAAGCGGUCCGCGACAACGGUCAGAUUUUGAUCAACCUCCGUUCCACCCGCAAGAUCAUUGCCCGCCUGAAAGCCUAUGACCGUCACAUGAACAUGGUCCUGGAACAGGCCCGGGAGAUGUGGGUCGAGCACCUAUGCAUCGCAAAAGCAUCGCACUAGUACGUUUCGCAUCACAAAUUUUGGCAGGAACAAAGAAAAGUGGGAUUUGUAAUGCUAAUUCCGCUCAGAAAAGACAUUUGUCAUGCAUGACUGCAAUUUGAUAUACGACUGCGAUUUACUUUUGCAAUGCAUAACACCCGAAGGGCAGCAAGAAGGGCAAGCCGAUCAACAAGGACCGCUACAUCCAGAAGAUGUUUUUGCGGGGGGACAGCAUCAUCAACGUCGUGCGCAAUCCGAAGUAAGAGGAGAAGGGCUUUUUUAUAAUCUGAAGACGAAGAACAUCAUGGUGGAGAAGCAAUCGUCGAUGGUGACCACGGCUUGGAAAGAUUGGUCGAACAAUCUUUUUCAGGACGGAACGUGCUACGGCUGCUGCUACUGCUGUUGAAAACAACUACGUCUGCAUUUGUGAUGUUUUCGAAGAAACUUCUUUGGUUUAUUUGAGAAUACUGACGAGAUGGCCUGGACUUAACUGGAUCAUCCUGCUGCUCUAACAGCAGGAGCACAAUCGACGUUGUGAUCAUCUUCUUCACCGAAUUGCUAUUUUUACUUACCCAGUCCUACUUGCCUGCUGUAUCAACCCGAAAAAAAAAUGGUUGGUCAUUUGAUUCUAUCUCGGAAUCAGGUGUACCCAACGAAAACACCUACACUGAAAACUCUAUCCUAACACGAUUAUAAUUGACUUCUUUAUCGCAAAAGAAACGAUUGCUGCAUGACCUGCAUAAAUCGAUAAAGUAUGGGCAAACGCUCUGCUCACAGACAUAGAUGAACGUACUAGAAGUUGUCUUUGUGGUCGCGUUAGUGUAGAAAUUUUAUGUUGAUGCCCUGAAAAAAAUCUGGAAAAAAAAAGCGAAGAAGUCCGAC